Messenger RNA from Leopardus geoffroyi (Geoffroy's cat), 1726 nucleotides. It is a transcript of the gene ZFAND6, whose product is annotated as zinc finger AN1-type containing 6. Lineage: Eukaryota; Metazoa; Chordata; Mammalia; Carnivora; Felidae. The record is from RefSeq and is a predicted model, not a curated record. Gene Ontology annotation, molecular function: DNA binding; polyubiquitin modification-dependent protein binding; zinc ion binding. The coding region runs from base 328 to 954 and encodes 208 amino acids. Gene Ontology annotation, biological process: protein targeting to peroxisome. The transcript has 7 exons.
UUUAAUAAACAGCGGACGGAGGGCCGGUGGCGGCGGCGGCGGGGCCGGAGCGAGCAGGAGUUCGGCGGCCUCACCUGUCCCCACUCUCCGGCGGCGACCGGCGACCGGCGGCGGCGGGCAGCGCGGCAGGCGGGGAAGGCCGCCGCCAGGAAUGAAUCUGAAGUCUGCUGCAGUAAAACACUGAAGGCUUUAAAAUGUUUUCUUGCAUAAAACUCAAACUUUAAGUAGCUGCUUAUGAGGAUAGGGAAGGCAGGAAGCUAAUGUCUGUCUCAAGAUACAGGACAGCUGUUUGCCCAUCAGCUUCAACUGUGUGUGCAACAGAGAAGCAUGGCUCAAGAAACUAAUCACAGCCAAGUGCCUAUGCUCUGUUCUACUGGCUGCGGAUUUUAUGGAAACCCUCGCACAAAUGGCAUGUGUUCAGUGUGCUAUAAAGAACAUCUCCAAAGACAGAAUAGUAGUAAUGGUAGAAUCAGCCCACCUGCGGCUUCUGUCGGCACCCUGUCCGAGUCUUUCCCAGUCCAGUGCGCGGACGGCAGCGUCCCCGAUGCACAGUCACCUCUAGACUCCACAUCUGCAUCUGUGCAGCCCAGCCCUGUAUCAAAUCAGUCGCUUUUAUCCGAAUCUGUAGCAUCUUCCCAAGUGGACAGUACGUCUGUGGACAAAGCAAUCCCUGACACGGAAGACCUGCAAGCUUCAGUAUCAGAUACAGCACAGCAGCCAUCUGAAGAGCAAAGCAAGUCUCUUGAAAAGCCAAAACAGAAAAAGAACCGCUGUUUCAUGUGCAGGAAGAAAGUAGGACUUACUGGGUUUGAAUGCCGGUGUGGACAUGUGUACUGUGGUGUACAUCGUUACUCAGACGUGCACAAUUGCUCGUACAAUUACAAAGCUGAUGCCGCGGAGAAAAUCAGAAAAGAAAACCCGGUAGUUGUCGGCGAAAAGAUCCAGAAGAUUUGAACUCCGGCUGGAAUACAAACUCCUUUGACCAUCUGCAAACUAAAAGUUGACUUGAGGUCUUUUUUCCUAGUCCUGGGGAGUGUAGAGCAGUGUGCGUGGCACAGACCUUUUAAUCAUGCAUGUCAACCAGAAGAAUAGAUUUUUGGUUUUGUUUUGAAAAUGACUCUGAACAUUUAUUUCCAUUGCAGUUUCUGUGGCUGAAAAGACUUAAGUAAACUUUACAAGUAUUAUCCUUCUAAGAUCAUUUUAAUUUUAGUUGAGCGCAGAGGGCUUUUAUAACAAACGUGGAGACCUUUCGGAGGGCUGUGAUUUUUCCAGUAUUAAACAUGCAUGCGUUGAACUUGCAGUUUAUUUUUCUCAUUGUGUGUGUAUAUAGAGCUUUUCUCUGCAGCACGAUUUCUCUUUUGAUAAUGCCCGUUAGGGCACAACUAGUUACCAGUAACUGAAUGUAUCUUAAUCAUUAUGGCUGCUUCUGUUGUUUCAUUAACAAAGGUUAUACCUGUGUUAGCAUAUAGUUUCUUUGCACCCACUAUUUAUGUCUGAAUCAUUUGUCACAGGAGAGUGUGUGCUGAUGAGAUUCUACGUUUGUGUGUUUCUGAAUUGUUUGAGCGAGGGAAGGAACGGCUGUGUGCGUUUCAUCGCCGACCGCAGGCUUCUUUCGGUAGCGUUCACCGGUCUGGGUGUGUACACGAUACGAAGAAUGAUCUGGAGUAAUCGUGCUGUGUUUAUGUUUACCCCACCUGUCUGUGAUUAAAUAAAAAGGAAAACCAUA